ACUAACAUCGCCUAUAUUAAAUCCUUUUAACAGAUAGGAUAUUUCUUGUUCAAAAGCAAUUGUUGCUCUUCUCUGAAGGUUAAUAAACCUGAGUUCAGCUGCAAGACACUGAGUCCAUCUACUGGAAAAACGCGGUACUACAGCAGGUAAAUACACAGUUGAAAAUCGAAAGAGUGGCACAACAAAACACAGUUUCGCGUUUGAUAUUCGUCGAAUAUUCUCCUGCAUUGGAAAAUGAAUGUUUUCUGACUGUAUUAGCUACAGUGGGUGCAUAAAAUGUAAGAAUAACAUAGUAAUAAAAAGAGAUUCCUUUCUUCGGGAAUUGCCUGUUGAGUCACUAGUUUCCAAACAAACGAAACUUACGCUUCCAAGUUUCAUUUUAAUGCAGCAAAAUGGCAGAAGAAGCUUUCCUCGAUCGGGAAUCUCUCAGAUGCUCCAUUUGUCAGGAUCUCUUCAGAAAUCCAGUGAUUAUUCCCUGCGGACACAGCUUCUGUAAGGACUGCAUUACACGUCUGUGGGAUCAGGGUAUGAGCAGAUGCCCUCAAUGCAAACAGACCUUUAACAACAGACCAGACUGGCUACACGCGAAGGAACUUUCUGAGAAGCUGAUGAAGAUGAGAACACGGGCUGAGGAGGAAGCCGAAGAUGUGAGCUGUGACUCCUGCAGCUCCACAACAACCAAAGCCAUCCGAUCCUGCCUCACCUGUCUCGCCUCUUACUGCAGCACUCACCUGGAGCAACACGAUGAGCUUCACGCGCGGAGAAAACACCAGCUGACUGAUGCCACGGAUCUCCAGAAUAAAAUCUGCUCUCAGCACGGGAAACUUAUCGAUAUUUUCUGCCGUACUGAUCAGCAGUGUGUCUGUGUGCUGUGUGCACUAUAUGAACACAAGAGUCACGACACCAUCUCAGCUUCUGAUGAAAGAGCAGACAGACAGAGGAAGUUGAUGGAAACACGAGUGAAGUUUUUGCAGAACAUCCAAGACAGAGAGAAGGAUUAUAAAGAGCUAACGCAGACUAAGGAGUCGAUCCGUCGUUCAGCACAGACAGCAGUCACAGAAAGCGAACGAAUCUUCAGCGAGGUGCUGCAGUCUCUUCAGAAAACAAGCUGCCGCGUGAAAGAACUGAUUGCAGAUCAACAGAGAGCUGAACUCAAUCAUAUUGAAGGAGUUCAGGAGAAAGUCCAGCAGAAGAUCGCUGACAUGAAGAUGAAGGUGUCUGAGCUCGAUCAGUUUAUGACCACUGAAGAUCACAUUCAUUUCCUGCAGAAUUACCCGUCUGACUGUGAAGAAUCCAUGUCUGAAGAAUUUGAAGAUCUUUCCAGCAUUUCUGAACAUCCAGAUGCUUUUUUUCACAACGUGACGAUGCUGGUUUCUAAAAUGCAAGAGCGUUUGUUGGAUGUCACCAAAACGACAGAGAUCGAGAUCAAGAUCAAGUCUGUAAAAGUUUUGCCUCCUGUUGGUGGAAUUGUGAAACUGUCUGAAACUCCAGCGUUUGGUAAAAAAGAUGAGCGGUGGAAUUGUGACAUCUGCCUGGUGACAAAUGAAGGCACAACUAGCCAUUGUGUUGCAUGCCAUGAGCCAAAGCCAAAUAUGAAAAGCAAGUUUUGUUUUGGUAGUUUUGCCAACCAACGUGCUGCAACACUAUUUAAAGACUCGGGUCUUCGUUUUCAGAAAGAUCAGAGUAAAGGUGAUCAGAGUAAAGGUAAUGCAUCGACAGCGAUUGAGUCCUGUACCAUCCAAACCGAUUUAACAUGUUCAAUGUCUUCUCUAGCAUCUACUUGUGGAUUUGAUUUUGGCAACGCGUCUUCAUCUGUUUUCAAAUUUGAUGUUGAACAGUACAAGAAGAAAGAAAAUGAGGCUUUUACAGCUGCAGACAAGACUAGUCAUGAUGGUAAUCCCUUUUCAACUAGCAGCGACUUGUGUGGUUCUGUUCAGCUUGACCAGAAGAAUGUUUUCCGUUUUGGGGAAUUAGUUAAAGGAUUUAACUUCAGUUUUCAGUAUGUUCCCUCUAAAUCCACAUCUGUGCUAAAUCAAAGUGAAGCUUCUUGCCCAGAUGAUGAAGAAGAAACAUACGAGCCAGCUGUACCAUUACCAGAUGUUAUUGAGAUCUCAACUGGAGAGGAAAAUGAACAAGUAGUUUUUAGUCACAAAGCCAAACUAUACCGCUUUGACAAAGAAUUACUCCAGUGGAAGGAAAGAGGCGUAGGUGAACUCAAAAUACUUGAAAAUGAUAAACCCAGACGGGCAAGACUCGUGAUGAGGAGAGAGCAGGUUUUGAAAUUAUGUGCAAACCACUGGAUUACUCCAAAUAUGAAGCUCGAGCCAAUGAAAGCGUCCGAGAAUGCGUGGACGUGGAACGCCUUUGAUUUUGCUGAUGGAGAAGGCAGGGAUCAGACGUUAGCGGUGCGGUUUAAACUGCAGGAGUCUGCGGAUGCUUUCAGGAAAAUCUUUGAAGAAGCAGUGGCCACUGCCUCUAGUUUACCAGAGAGAGGUGAGCGUCUGUAAUCCAUCAUAUUUGCUAAAUAAAGCAGGCUACUUGUUUCUUAAUCAUUUCUGAUUCCAAAAAUAGUGCCUGUUUUGUUCUAGCACAUCACUUUCUCAAAAAAUACACUAAGGCCCUUUAAGGUUCUAUAUAGAAUCUUAA
Megalobrama amblycephala (Wuchang bream) is the source of this 2646-nucleotide messenger RNA. RefSeq lists its product as uncharacterized. NCBI's taxonomy places the organism in Eukaryota, Metazoa, Chordata, Actinopteri, Cypriniformes, Xenocyprididae. The coding region runs from base 393 to 2507 and encodes 704 amino acids. Gene Ontology annotation, biological process: intracellular transport. Gene Ontology annotation, molecular function: zinc ion binding. The record is from RefSeq and is a predicted model, not a curated record. The transcript is spliced from 5 exons.